Molecule: messenger RNA, 2156 nt
Organism: Drosophila willistoni
Lineage: Eukaryota; Metazoa; Arthropoda; Insecta; Diptera; Drosophilidae
Product: G protein alpha q subunit
Exons: 10
Coding region: 1017-2078 (353 amino acids)
Biological process (GO): phospholipase C-activating dopamine receptor signaling pathway; adenylate cyclase-modulating G protein-coupled receptor signaling pathway
Cellular component (GO): heterotrimeric G-protein complex
Molecular function (GO): G protein-coupled receptor binding; GTPase activity; guanyl nucleotide binding
Source: RefSeq, a predicted model, not a curated record
UUUCACAAAAUCCGAACGUUGAAGCAACAGCAAAAAGGCAGAAAAGUAAUUGCAAUGCAUCGGUUUCCGAAAGAAAAUUGUUAAUAAUAAGAUAAAUGUAAAGCUAAACGUAGCGAGAAAGUAAAAACGUGUCGUGUGUCCAUGUUAGCAAACAAUGCAAAAUCAAAUAUGUUUUCCAUUGCAUACAGAAAUAUAAACAAAUACAAGAAGUAUAAAGUAUGCAGAAAUUUAAAUACCAUAAGUGUUGCGUAUAAAAACUAAAACAAAAGAAGGGGAAUACACACCCAAACCGGGAAUUGAAAUUUAUUUAGUGUGGCCUAGUCUGUUCUUGUCUUAGGAAAAGUUUUCAUUAUUUUUGUUUUGUUUAAGUAAAUGUUGUAGCAUUCAUAACACACAAUACAAAAACGGACCAACAGCCAAAUAUAGCAAAUCCCCAGAAAUCAAAAACCCACAACACCAACAUCUCGUUUUGUAUAGUUAAAUGUAUCUUAACUAAUACACACUCGGAUUAAAACUAAGUUUCUGAAAAACUAGAAAUUCCUGAUGGUCAUAAACCAACUUCUAGCAAGAAAAAUACCUGCAUAAACUAAGGCAGAAGAGCGAGGCAUCCAUGGAAAAACAAUAGCAUCAUAUUUGAUCGAUUAUUUCGGCUUAAUCCCAUCUAUGGGUUACUCUAAAUGCGUGCCCAAGUGGUCACGUUUCUCCAAGUCAGCGUCUUGCAUGUCUAGCCGAAAAGCAAUUUAAAAAUUGAGCCUGUGAAGAAAGUAAAGUUAGAACGAAAAGCCCAACAAAAAAAUUUAAUCGGAGGGGAUUGUGUGUGUGUCUCCAAGGAACACAUGCAAACUCCAACUUGGGCACACCUUUAAAGAAUCAAACACAAAAAAAGAAGCAAAUUAUACUAUUCAACGUCAACGUCCUAAACUGCAGCCUUAAAAAACAAUUAAGAAAAAAAGAGGCUAGACCCCAAUCGCAAAAACUCAAGACAGAGCGCGUAAGCGUUUAUAAAUUUAGUUAGCAUGGAGUGCUGUUUAUCAGAAGAGGCCAAGGAACAAAAGCGCAUUAACCAGGAAAUUGAAAAGCAACUACGACGGGACAAACGGGAUGCGCGCCGGGAACUUAAACUGCUGUUGCUGGGCACUGGCGAGUCUGGAAAAUCAACAUUCAUUAAACAGAUGCGCAUUAUCCACGGCAGUGGCUAUUCCGAUGAUGAUAAACGGGGAUACAUAAAAUUGGUCUUUCAAAAUAUUUUUAUGGCUAUGCAGUCUAUGAUAAAGGCCAUGGACAUGCUUAAAAUAUCCUAUGGAGUAGGCGAACACAGCGAACUAGCCGAUUUGGUAAUGAGCAUUGACUAUGAAACAGUUACCACAUUUGAAGAUCCAUACUUAAACGCUAUUAAAACGCUUUGGGCCGAUGCUGGUAUCCAGGAGUGCUAUGACCGUCGUAGAGAAUAUCAAUUGACAGACUCGGCGAAAUACUAUCUAAGCGAUCUAGAGCGUAUAGAGCAAGCUGAUUAUUUGCCAACAGAGCAGGAUAUUUUGCGUGCCCGUGUGCCAACAACUGGCAUUCUUGAGUACCCAUUCGAUUUGGAUGGCAUUGUGUUUAGGAUGGUCGAUGUCGGAGGACAGAGAUCGGAGAGAAGGAAGUGGAUUCACUGUUUUGAGAAUGUGACCUCAAUUAUAUUUUUGGUAGCGCUAUCUGAAUAUGAUCAAAUCCUAUUUGAAUCUGAUAAUGAGAACCGAAUGGAAGAGUCAAAAGCUUUAUUUAGAACUAUUAUUACUUAUCCUUGGUUCCAAAACUCAUCGGUUAUUCUUUUCCUAAACAAGAAGGAUUUGCUGGAGGAGAAGAUUAUGUAUUCGCAUUUGGUUGACUAUUUUCCUGAAUAUGAUGGACCCAAGCAAGAUCAUGCAGCUGCCAAGCAAUUUGUUUUAAAAAAAUAUUUGGCCUGCAAUCCUGAUCCUGAGAGGCAAUGUUACUCACAUUUUACCACGGCCACAGAUACCGAAAAUAUUAAACUUGUGUUCUGCGCAGUCAAAGACACAAUUAUGCAAAAUGCACUUAAAGAAUUUAAUUUGGGUUAAGAAUGUGUCCACGAUGGAAUGUGUCAACAUUAUGAAGUAUAUUGCAGAACUAACAUAAAAUGAAUUUUAUCCGAUUAG